Molecule: messenger RNA, 2860 nt
Organism: Salvelinus sp. IW2-2015
Lineage: Eukaryota; Metazoa; Chordata; Actinopteri; Salmoniformes; Salmonidae
Product: phosphatidylserine lipase ABHD16A
Biological process (GO): monoacylglycerol catabolic process; phosphatidylserine catabolic process
Cellular component (GO): endomembrane system
Molecular function (GO): monoacylglycerol lipase activity; glycerophospholipase activity
Source: RefSeq, a predicted model, not a curated record
AAAGAAGAAAACGCUUGGACUUUGUAUGUUUGGAAUUUACGUCCUGUGUCGGCUACCGGAGGAAGAAUGGCCGGCUGGAUGUGGUUUCGCUGCUUUUUGGGGCCUCAUCUCCAGAGAGUGCACCGUUCACAGGAGGAGUCCCGACCCGAAGGAAGAGCAGGCAGGAGGCCCCAUGGAUGGACMUAUCAACCCAAGAGCCUGGAGAAACACACUGACAGCAUCCUCGGAUGGGCGUCAGCUUUGUGGUCUCUGUCAUACUACAGCUCCCCUCUCCUCCUCUGCUACCUUUACAGAAAAGGGUACAUCUGCAGCAGUAAGCUGGUCCCAGUCAGUCAGUAUGUGGGAACWGUAAUGGUUUGUCUGCUGGGAGUCGCCUGUCUGAGAGGUUGGGGACGGUGGAGGAACUCUGAGUAUCAACAGUUCAUCUCCAUUCUGGAGGAAACCAGGAAGAACCACACGCCUAGCAACAAGAAAAGGCUGGCCUGCUAUGAUUUUGACUUCUCUCACUGGCCGGCAGACUUCAGCUGGGAAGAAGUUAGCAAUCCGAAGCUGCUGUCCAAGGCAGGAGUGUCUCUACUGAAGCCAGAGCCCAAACUGAGAGGGYCAGCAGACAGCGUGCUCAACUCUUUACGCACUCUACCAUGCCACAUCGUCAGUUUUCUGAUUGCCCACUCAUUUGGGAGGAGGAUUCUGUACCCUGGAUCUGUAUACCUACUGCAAAGAGCUAUGAGACCCAUGCUACAACAGGGCCAGGCUAGACUUAUAGAAGAGUGUGAGGGCCAGAGGAACAAACUGGUGGCGUGUGAUGGGAAUGAGAUUGAUACCAUGUUUGUGGACCGCAGGAGAGAAGAAGGACUACACGGACAGACUCUGGUGAUCUGCUGUGAGGGGAACGCAGGCUUCUAUGAGGUGGGCUGUAUGAACACUCCAUUGGAAGGUGGAUACUCCGUGCUUGGCUGGAACCACCCUGGCUUUGCAGGAAGCACGGGCGUACCGUUCCCCCAGAACGAGGCCAAUGCCAUGGAUGUAGUGAUCCAGUUUGCAGUGCACAAGCUGGGCUUCCAGCUCAGUGACAUAGUGGUGUAUGCCUGGUCCAUAGGGGGAUUCACAGCCAGUUGGGCUGUGAUGUCCUAUCCAGAGAUCCAAGCGCUGGUAUUGGACGCCUCCUUUGAUGACCUGCUGCCGCUGGCCCUCAAGGUCAUGCCCGACAGCUGGAGGCCUCUGGUGACACACACAGUCAGGCAGUACAUGAACCUCAACAGCGCAGAACAGCUCUGCAAGUACCAGGGACCAGUGCUUCUGAUCAGAAGAACCAAAGAUGAGAUCAUUACCACCAUGGGUCCAGAAGACAUCAUGUCCAACAGAGGCAACAACCUCCUGCUCAAACUUCUGCAGUUCAGGUACCCCAAGGUGAUGACAGACGAUGGAGUCAGGGCCAUCAGAGCAUGGCUGGCAGCCUCCAACCACGUAGAAGAGGCAGCGGUGUACAGUAGCUAUGAGGUGGAUGAUGACUGGUGUGUGUCUGUACUGCAGUCGUAUAAGACAGAGAGAGACGUUUUCUUCCCCUGGAGCGUUGGUGAGGACAUGACACUGGAGGGGAGACGGCAGCUGGCUCUCUUCCUGGCACGGAAGUACAUGCGGAACUUCGACUCAACUCACUGCACUCCUCUCCCCUACUCGGAAUUCGCUGCCCCUUGGGGACUGUAAGAGUGUUGAUGGAUGGAUAGAAACGAGAAGCAAAGAUGCAGGCGAGACCAACCAAUCAGAAGAGGUAUACAGAGCAUGGAUUGAAUCUAUGGGAGGUGUUCAAGGCAGCUACACCCAGACGGUUUUAGAACGUUGCGACCCUGCACACCUGUGGGGAAAACAACCUGUGGUUACCCCAUUGGCUCACAGCAAAAACUUGGCAUUUUGUCUACUUGUUUUAAUCAAUUACAAAACUAUAUUUAAGAAAAGUAGAUGUCUAAAGAUUACUACUUAGAAAAACGUAAUUUUGCCUCAUGCCCCUUAUGACAAUGCUAGCGGCCGACCGACCGGAACAUCAAGCUUGUCAAGAACAAUGCUUUCCACACGCACAGCCUARUUAGAUUCUGCGUCCCCACUCCAAAUAGAGCCUUGUGGCUUCAGGCUAUUUCCCUACGRUGGGAGCAUUGCGAACAGUCGGCCGUGAUUUUUGACCUGGCUACAUGUACAUUGAACAACACAGCAGCUUUUUGUUAUUUCUGUAGAAAAUUUUWAAAAGUAGGUUAUUUUCCAAUUUGUGGGUGUGGUCUAGGGGAAUUCCUUAUUAUCAGAUGAKUGUUUUUGUUACUGUCAGCACUAACUAAUUUAUAAACUGGGUGGUUCCAGACUGUAUACCACGGGUAUUACAUUAGUAACCAGUUUAUAAUAGCAAAAAGGAACCUCGGGGGGGUUGUGGUAUAUGGCCAACGGCUGUAUCCAGGAACUCCGCGUUGAGCUUAAGAACAGCCCUUAGCCGUGGUAUAUUGGCCAUAUACCACACCCCCUUGGGCCUUAUUGCUUAAAUARACACUGCCGUCCUCGAACUAGAUAUUUAAAUGCUCCCUUCCAUAAAGUAAGCACUGAUCUCUAGGUAAUUGGAUAAAAGGCUCCAUUCUAUUGCCUGACUACAUUACUAAAAGGAAUAAGGAGCUCGUCUCUCCCUCCUUUCUUCCCUCUGGCUGCAUUAAAAAUAAAUAAAAAGCAUACACUUAUUCCAGACAAAGAUCUACUUUUUACAAAUACAGCCAGGCCAUCCUCACGUUCUAAAGGUUGACAUUUUUUUGUACUAUUAUUUUCUUGUGGGCACUGUCAUUUUGAACAAAGCUGGAUCCUGUUAAAUAAAGUGUUGGCAAAAUAA